CCUCUGACCUGAUAUUAAUUGAAAAAAGAAAAAAAAACACUAUUAAAAUACCAACCAUUAAGUUAAAAAUUUCUUUUGUUAUAUAGUUGGCUCUUGUCUGAAUGUACUGUAUGUCAGUGCAGUGUUUUCCAAGCUAUUAUAAAAAUGUAUGAUCAUAUGAAAGUUUAGUUUUAAACAUUCUGAUUAAGAGUAUUGUUGUUUUUAUAACAUAACAAAUCACUCUUUUCUCACCAUCUCUAAAAAGCCAAGACAAUGUUGAUUCUUGUUUUAUUACAAGCUCUGUUGUGUUUUGUUUUUGGCCUCUCUUUGACCUUUUUUUUUUAACGGGUGAUUCGAGGUUUUGCAUUCUUCAAGUGUGGGUACUUUUGGGCGUGCUGAAAGGUAGGGGCAUUCCGAAAGGUAGUGGACAUGUCGAAUGAUAUUUACAAUUGGUCAACGAAAGCUGCCUGUUAGGGUGUGGGGUUGGGUUAGGGGUUAGUUUCUGUUGUAGCAUUAGGCGUUUUUGAAUUUUUUUAUUUUUUUUUAUAGAUUUUGACUUAAAAUAGCAGACUGUGUGGGUGAUUCAAAAGAAUAUGGAGCCAUCUGCUCUCUAAUUGCUCUUGAGGUACUUUGAUGUCAUACACCGGUUGGUCUGCACAGCUUCAAGUCGAACAUGUUGUCUAUUAACGAAUAUGAUGAGACACACACAGACAAGUGACAUACACUAUUUCCCAAGAAAACCAUAAUGUCAGGUCUAAAGUAUAAACACUUAUAAUAAGAAUACCAUGAAUCAGGGUAAGACAAAAACACGUUUUGGAAGAAGAAUUGAUACUCAUUAUUUAUAUUUUGUUAAUUUUGAACAAAAAAAGUUUACCCUUAAGUUUUAAACCAAUGCACAAAGCCACUGAUAGAGAAAAUCAGGAUUUGUAUAAUUGCAAUUUGGAAAGAAAACCUUAAAGUUACUGAGAUAUAGCCCUUGUGGCCACUUCACUGUGUGACACUGAUCUGCCCUAUAGGCUAUUAUAAAUUAUGCAAAUAAAUUGAAUGUAAUUUAUUGGUAUUACAAAUAAUAAAUGCAUGAAUUUAUCAGAUCUUAAGGACAUGUUCUUUUGCAUUGUUCAGAUUGACCCAUCAGCACCCAGCGAAUAUCUGCAGAUGAUUCAGUCGGCUAGGAACGCAGAGGAACAAAAUCUAGAGGCAUAUAUGAAUAAAGGACAUCUAUGUUUCAGAGCCAUAAAGGAUAUUCCUGAAAACACUGAGCUUUUAGCUUGGUAUGGGAGAGAUAUAGCCAAACUGGUUGGUCUCAGCACCGAGCAAAAGAACACAAAAGGUUUCAUUUGCUCUGAAUGCAAACAAAGUUUUCUCUUUGAAUUCCCUUUACUGGCACACCAGAGAUUUUUCUGCAUAAAAAAGCCUAUAUGUUUUUCGAAGAAACUUACCAUCCCAGAAAUUCAUUCACUCAGUAGCAAACCAACCACAGACUUCCAUAAUUUGGCACGAGAGCUGGAGAAUUGCAGGAAAAAUCGACCCGCAGAUGCAAAGAGCACUAAAAGAAGACAUUCUCUUGAAUCAGACACAGAUGAGAGUGAUGGCGAACCAUCAUCUUUUGACACCCACGGAGAUGAAAAGGUAUCUGUGAAAAGGUUUUGUGUUAAUGCCGUGAAUAGACCCUCCUGGUCGUCUGCCAGCAAAAAAUCUUUCAGCAAGGGCCAAAAUUCUCAGUGCAGCUCACUACAAAGCCAUGAUAACUGCACGACAGACCCCGACAAGCAGGAUUUGAAACCUAUUACAGUAGCGACCAAGCCUGCGUUCACCACUAGAGGGUCGUAUGAUGUUCCAGAUGACAAGGACAGGAAGAGCGCGUUCACACAACCUCCACGCAUCACGCCCCAUAUCCCACUGAUGUCAGCCAGUCUUACCAAUGACAACACCCCUAACUGGUCAGCUUUCCUCCCCAGCUUUCUACCACUCAACUUCCAGAGCUCUGCUUUGCUAUACAAGGACCUUCCCAAACAGUUGUCUCUUCUUCCCAGCACAAACCUUUGGCCCAAGACCUCCCGGCUGCAGAAACUGCACACUACACCUUUGCAGUCGCUACUGCCUCCCUCUCCAUCUUCUCUUGGUCUACCUAUGCAGAACUGGUGCGCUAAAUGUAAUAUUUCUUUCCAUAUGACAUCAGACCUGGUGCAACACAUGAGGUCCCACCACAAGAAGGCGGUGUCAGAUGAGCAGCAGAGGCACAGGGACGAGAAGCUGAAGUGUCCCAUAUGUAACGAAGCGUUCAGAGAGCGUCAUCACCUGUCACGUCACAUGACCUCUCAUAUCUAAGUUGAUGCUAAAAAAAAAUAUUAGGUUUUUUGAGAUUAACUACACUAGCCUGCCACCGGCUGGCGAGAUCUGCCGGUUGCAAGAGGGGGAGGAGUACAGAGACGGCCAUCAGGUCGUAGAACCAAUGUUAUCCAUGGAAGACCACACGAUUUUUGUGUUGAUUGUAGCUGAAGAAGUGGAUGAAAUUCUCAUGUUUUGAAAAUCAGAUAUUCAAUAUCAAGAUUGGUUAAAUACAGGAACUCGUCUAAGAAAAAGCAGCACACGUCGUCCUUGUCAUCAUCAAGGCUUUCGCAGCCGAUUUUGAGCAACUGCAGCUCCUGACCUUGGCGACUGGUCUCGUUUUGCUCUUGCAAUACUUUGAUGGCACAUGUGAUCGUAAGGCGGCUGCAGCGCCGAUCAAAGUUGGACAAAUUUUCUAACCAGAAUGCAUUGCUUUUGUCAGGCGGCAGACAAUCUUGGUGGUGCAGCAUAUAGUCGAACAAGCUUAUUCUGUUCCUCCUACCUAAAGAAGCAUUUUGAAAAUUGAUUUAGUAAAAGUUUUUAAAUAUUUUUAAAAAAUGUAUAGUAAAUGUCAUUGUCAAAUUUAAAUGUAUUGUCAAUGCCAAUGAAUUUCAGUGAAAACAUUAAUUGGUACUUACCUAGGGGCAUCACUCACAUUAAGAUGAGUUUUUAGAACCUGUUUUUGCGGUAUAUUUCUAAGGCAUCGCUGUCGAAGAGUAAUUAGUCGUUGAAGUGGAUUUACUUAUUGUAGAGUUAACUAAAGUUAUCAUGAGCAUUGUAAUUUUUGAAGCAGAUGUCAUAACAAAUGUUAGUAGACUGGGAAGAUUUUAAAACGAAUGAUUCAUUCAUAAAUCCGUAAGAUCUUACCUUAAUGCAGUGGAAAUACAAACCGGAAGACAGAGCACAACGAGGCGCAGCACUGAAAAGGGGCGGGGCUACACAAGAUCUUGUUAUUAGAUUUUAUAGGAUUUUCUAUUUAAAUUAAAUACAUGUUUGAUAUAUUUUAUAAAAUGCUUAUUUAUGUAAAUGUGGUCAAAUUGAGCGACUUUGUUCGGUAAAUAAUAAAAGAAAAUUUUUAAUAACACACUUUAUUUUACAUUUGGUGUAUUUUGUGUUGUUAACUAAUUUAUUUAUUGAAAGAAGCUACAUAAAUGCCAUAAAUAAAAGCAUCAAUGGUACCAUAAAUACAUGCUAUCAGAAAACAAUCCAAUGUCAUCACUGUUUUAUUGUACUUGUAAAUAAAAUGUUUUGCUUUCUGUAUCAUACACCAGCAUUAAUCUUGAUUUUUUUUUUUUUUUUUUUGUGAAAGAAUACUAAAAGGCACUAACAGAUUCUUAUUGUAUUCAUGUAUUUAAAUGGUUUAAACUUUAGAAGUUUAUCAUCUAAAUUGUUGGUUACCACUGCAAGUUGUAGCAGCAAUACUAGUUUGGACACUAGGUGGCG
This is a messenger RNA of Megalobrama amblycephala (Wuchang bream), 3750 nucleotides long. RefSeq lists its product as uncharacterized. Gene Ontology annotation, cellular component: nucleus. Gene Ontology annotation, biological process: regulation of DNA-templated transcription. Bases 1057 to 2307 code for a protein of 416 amino acids. The record is from RefSeq and is a predicted model, not a curated record. The transcript is spliced from 2 exons. Lineage: Eukaryota; Metazoa; Chordata; Actinopteri; Cypriniformes; Xenocyprididae.